Messenger RNA from Plectropomus leopardus (leopard coralgrouper), 860 nucleotides. It is a transcript of the gene mrps16, whose product is annotated as mitochondrial ribosomal protein S16. Gene Ontology annotation, cellular component: ribosome; mitochondrial small ribosomal subunit. Gene Ontology annotation, biological process: mitochondrial translation. Lineage: Eukaryota; Metazoa; Chordata; Actinopteri; Perciformes; Serranidae. The record is from RefSeq and is a predicted model, not a curated record. Gene Ontology annotation, molecular function: structural constituent of ribosome.
CCCCGCACUGAAUGUCACAUUACUUCUCCUGCUGUGAAAACAUACAGCUAUUAACGUUAAAUAAAUCACCUGUCCAACGAAUAAUCAGGAGGCGACAGCUGGGAGGAUUUACAUCAUUUAACGUCAAAGGAUAAUCCAGCCAGCACCAUGGUGCAUUUAUCAUCACUGCUAAAGAAGUACCACGGGGGUUACGUUGUCAUCCGAUUGGCUCUUGCGGGCCACAAACAAACAAACAGACCCUUUUAUCGCAUUGUGGCUGCUCACAACAAAAGGGCAAGAGAUGGUAAAUAUUUGGAGCAGCUGGGUACCUACGACCCCCUCCCAAACAUCCACAACGAGAAACUUGUCAGCUUCAACUUUGACCGAAUCAAGUACUGGAUCGGUUGCGGUGCACACCCUACGAAGCCAGUGGCCAAACUUCUAGGGUUGGCAGGAUUUUUCCCUCUGCACCCGAUGACAGUAACAGAGGCAGAACGUCAACGAGCCCAAAGAGAGCUGAUGGCAACGGCAGCAGGAACAGAAGAUGGUCUGCAGGAGGGACAGAAGGAGGAUGAAGUGUGAGAAUCAGAGGCGAGGGACUGUGUUGGAUUGUCGAGUACAAAAGGAUGUCACAGUUACAUGAGGAGAACUGAUCGAUUUGUUUCCUACUUGUUGGGUGGACUGCUCGUAUAGCAACAUUAGAUAUGGCAUAUUGUAGUUGUUGUUGCUUUAGCAACAGCUGUGGACAAGACAUAAUAAAACUCAUUCUCAAUCAAAGUCAGUAGCUACAGGUUAUGUUUAUGCGAGUGGAGUGCCAAAACAGGCAGCUGUUUGUAAUUACUGAUUUAUUUCACGUAAAUAAAGUAUUUCAAUUUAUCGAA